UUCUUAAAUUAUAAAAGUUAUUUAACAAAUAUUUCAGCAUUUUUAAGACAAGAUAAAAAAUACAUAAAAAUGUUAGGGAUUCUUUCGAUUUCUUCAUUUUCAAUAUUAUUUGGUUAUAAACUAAAUGAUUUAUUGCGCAAAAAUUUUUAUAAGAAUUAUGAUAAAAUUACAGAGACAGAUAUAGAUCAUGUUAAAAAAGAGAUUGAAAAUUAUAUUGAAUCCCAUCCUUUAACAAAAUCAUUACGAUCAAAAUCAUAUAUUUCUGAAACAAGACCUUAUUUAGAAAUUCCUUUAAAAUUCAAGUCAUUUAAUUUUAUAUCAGGUCUACUUUUUGGUAAAGGGAGAAUAUCAAUUGCUCCAUAUUGUUUUUAUGAUGAAAAAGAAAAGAUAAUUACAUUUAUUUUUCAUUUAGGAAAUCAAAUAUGUGGUUAUGAAAAUAUUGUUCAUGGAGGCCUUCUUGCAACGUUAAUAGAUGAAGGAUUUGCAAAAUGUUCAUAUUCAGUAGUUCCUAAUAAGCUAAGAUUUACUGCUAAUCUUAAUAUUAAUUAUAAGACACCUGCAAAAGCAAAUAAUUAUUAUGUUCUUAAAGCAAAAGUUACAAAAAUAGAGGGAAGAAAGACUUGGGUUGAAGGGAAUAUUGAAACAUUAAGUUCAUAUUCAUUAUUUUUAAAUAAAGAAACCAAACCUGUAAUUAUUGCAGAAGCAACUGCAUUAUUUAUUGAGCCUAAAAAUCCUUUAUUAAUUAAGAAAAAUAUAUCUGUUUAAUAAAUUUAGAUUAUAUUUUUAUUUAAU
Molecule: messenger RNA, 792 nt
Organism: Pneumocystis carinii B80
Lineage: Eukaryota; Fungi; Ascomycota; Pneumocystomycetes; Pneumocystales; Pneumocystaceae
Exons: 8
Coding region: 70-765 (231 amino acids)
Source: RefSeq, a predicted model, not a curated record